Molecule: messenger RNA, 1016 nt
Organism: Lolium rigidum
Lineage: Eukaryota; Viridiplantae; Streptophyta; Magnoliopsida; Poales; Poaceae
Product: protein TIC 22, chloroplastic-like
Exons: 8
Coding region: 16-837 (273 amino acids)
Biological process (GO): protein transport
Cellular component (GO): chloroplast
Source: RefSeq, a predicted model, not a curated record
GACCAAGCAAACCCGAUGCCGCCGCCCAGCUCCGCCGCCCUGCCACUCGCCGCCGCCCCCAUGUCCAACCCCUCCCCCUCCCCUUCCCCGCCUCCCAACCCCCUCGCCGCCGCCUCCUCCUUCCUCCACCACCACCUCUCCAGCCUCGCCUCGCGCUUCACGGUCCCGCGCCCCGCGCUCGCCGCCGCGCGCCCGCCGGGGCCCCAGGGCGCCUCCCACUCCCAAUCCCUCGCGCUCGCGCCCGACGAGGUCGCGCGGGCGCUCACCGGCACCCCCGUCUUCACGGUCUGCAACUCCAGCAACGAGUUCGUGCUCGUCUCCGACCCCGCCACCGGCCUACGCUCCCUCGGCCUCCUUUGCUUCCGAUCCGAGGACGCAGACUCCCUCCUCUCCCAUGUCAGGAAGCGGCAGCCGAUGCUAGGGAAGGGGGCAAAAGUUGUUCCCAUUACGCUUGAUCAGGUUUAUAUGUUGAAGGCCGAAGGUAUUGCUUUCCGGUUCUUACCAGACCCUCUUCAAAUAAAGAAUGCACUGGAGUUGAAAUCCGGCUUAACUGGCUUUGAUGGUGUUCCAGUUUUUCAGUCAGAUCUACUGGUUCUUAAGAAACAGAAGAAGCGCUAUUGUCCAAUAUAUUUCCAAAAGGAGGACAUAGAAAGAGAGCUUAGAAAGACAUCUAAAGCUUCGAAAGGAUCAGCCUUAUCUAAGCAAAUCAUGGUUGGGAGUUUGGAGGAUGUCCUGAAGAAAAUGGAGAUAAAUGAUAGAAAUUCUGGAUGGGACGACUUGAUCUUCAUACCACCUGGGAAGAGCCUUAACCAACAUAUCAAUGAGGUAUCAGCAUAGUUUGUUGUGCAAGCAUAGAGUUUGAGCACACAUAUUUUCCCACUUGACAUGCUGUGAUGGCCAGCCUAUCAUCAACGUUAAGUUGCUGCCUGAGCUUUUAUUCUUAAUGAUUAUUUCACGGUUAGCCUUGUAAGGAAUUUUUUAAGGUCAAGUGAUAAAAUAUGGUCGUGUUUUUCCCC